Molecule: messenger RNA, 1655 nt
Organism: Condylostylus longicornis
Lineage: Eukaryota; Metazoa; Arthropoda; Insecta; Diptera; Dolichopodidae
Product: tRNA modification GTPase MnmE
Exons: 5
Coding region: 123-1643 (506 amino acids)
Biological process (GO): tRNA methylation; tRNA wobble uridine modification
Cellular component (GO): cytoplasm; mitochondrion
Molecular function (GO): protein binding; GTP binding; GTPase activity
Source: RefSeq, a predicted model, not a curated record
UAGACUCUAAUUUAAAUUUUAAGUAUUUUAAAGUUUUUGAUUAUAGGUAAUUGAUUUUGAAACAUUUGAGAAAUUUCAAUAGGAACUUUCUUACUUACACUUUCAAUUACUUGUGUACUAAAAUGAUUUUGAAGUCUUUGGAAAUUUUAAGUGCAAGUUUAAAAUUUCCCUACACUAUAUGUCAGUACUCACAAAGCACAAUUUACAGCCUUUCGUCAGGACAUGGAAAAUGUGGCGUAUCAGUGAUACGAGUGUCAGGACCUAAAGCUAAACUUGCUCUAACAAAUUUAAUUGGCAAAAAAUUUGAACCAAAGCCACGUUAUGCUUAUUUAAAAUCAAUUUAUCAUCCGAAAAAUGGUGACAAAAUAGAUAAUGGCUUAAUUCUUUGGUUUCCCGGUCCGAGGAGCUUUACUGGUGAAGAUUGUUGUGAGUUUCAAGUACAUGGUAGCAUUGCUGUAGUGAAUUGCAUUUUGGGGGCAUUAUCUACAAUUCCAGAAUUUAGACUAGCUAAACCAGGUGAAUAUACAAAGAGAUCUUUCUAUAAUGGAAAACUUGAUUUAGUACAAGCUGAAGGGCUUGCUGACUUAAUCCAUUCUGAAACGGAGUCACAAAGGAAACAGGCUUUGCUUCAAGCUAAUGGUACAUUAUCAAAAUUAUAUGGAAACUGGAGAAACAACAUUAUACGGAGUAUUGCACAUUUAGAAGCUUAUAUAGAUUUUGCUGAAGAUGAAAAUAUUGAGGAUAAUACCAUACUCGAAAUAUAUUCUAAUGUAGUUAAUUUAAAAAAUUCAAUAGAAGAACAUUUAAAUGAUAAUCGACGUGGUGAAAUCUUACGAAAUGGUGUUCGAACGGCAAUAAUUGGUAGACCAAAUGUUGGGAAAAGUAGUUUUAUGAAUUAUUUAUGUCAAAGAAGUAUUUCUAUAGUGACUUCGACACCGGGUACUACGCGUGAUAUAAUUGAAAGUAGUGUAAAUAUAGGAGAAUAUCCAGUAGUUUUUGCCGAUACAGCAGGUUUAAGAAACAUAACUGAAGAUGCAAUAGAAGCAGAAGGAAUAAAUAGAGCAGUAAAUUAUAUUAAAACAGCAGAUUUUGUUAUAAUUAUUUUUGAUGCAAUGGAUUUGAUUCGGCACUUAAAUCAAAAUAAAAGUGUUAAUGAAUAUUUAAGAAGUUAUACAGAAUCCUUAAGGUUGCCAAAUAAUGUUUUGAUUGAUAAAAAAAUAAUUAGAAUAGCUAACAAAAUAGAUUUAUUAUCGGAAAAUGAAAUGCAGAAAAUCGUCCAUAUAGGUGGUUUAAAUUUUAUGUCAUGUAAAACUAAUCAAAGUAUAGAAAAGGUUAUACAACAGAUUAAAAUAUGCUUGGAAGAAAUUUGUGGUAAUCCGGUACCGGAAAACCCAUAUUUAACAAAAGAACGCUAUCGUCAAAGUCUGAAUCAGUGUCUUCAAAAUAUUUAUAGUUUCUUAGAAAGUUUUCAAAUCGAUUUAAAUAAGAAUCAAGAUGCAAUAAUACUAGAUGAAAAUCAAGAUUUAGCGAUAUUAGCACAAAAACUAAGAAAAGCUGUUCGUAAUAUAGAAGAAAUAACUGGUCAUAUAAGAAUUGAUGAUAUUUUAGAUGUAAUUUUUAAAGAUUUUUGCAUAGGAAAAUAAAAAGAAUUUGAU